AUGGCGGCAGCCGAUGAGUUUCAGGCGGCAUCCCAAAGGUUUUUGUCGUGGUUCAAGUCCUUGCAGGGCGCCACAUUCCACAAUGACAUUCAGAUCGUUGACUUGAGAGGCCAGAACGCCGGACGAGGAAUUGUCCUUUUCACCAUUCCCAGAAAAAGCAUCAUCAACAUCGAGACUUCGGAGCUCCCGAAGAAGAUCCCCCAGGUUUUCACCGGAAACGAUGGAGAUGAUGAGGACAUGGAGAACGAGCCCCUAGACUCAUGGGGUUCUCUCAUCUUGGUGAUGCUCUAUGAGUACCUUCAAGGCGAUGCCUCCCCUUGGAAGCCGUAUUUUGAGGUUCUGCCUGAGAAGUUUGACACGCUCAUGUUCUGGGAGACUUCAGAUCUCGAGUAUCUAAAAGGAAGCGCGGUGCUGUCCAAGAUUGGCAAGGAUGAGGCGGAUGAGAUGUUCCGGUCGCGGAUUUUGUCCGUCAUCUCAGCCAACCCGACCAUUUUCUUUCCUCAAGGUGUUUCGCCGCUUGGCGAGGCAGAGCUGCUGCAGCUGGCUCACCGUAUGGGAAGCAUCAUCAUGGCGUAUGCUUUCGAUCUGGAGAACGAGGAGGAACCCGAGCAGGAAGAUGAGGAAUGGGUCGAGGACCGUGAGGGCAAGACGAUGCUGGGCAUGGUGCCGAUGGCCGACAUUUUGAACGCUGACGCCGAGUUUAAUGCGCAUGUCAACCACGGAGAGGACGACCUUAGUGUCACCGCGCUCCGAACCAUCAAGGCCGGAGAGGAGAUUCUGAACUACUACGGGCCCCACCCCAACUCCGAGCUGCUUAGAAGAUACGGCUACGUGACCCCCAAGCACUCUCGCUACGACGUGGUUGAGAUCCCGUGGGACCUCAUCCAGUCUAUUCUGAACGAGCAACUAAAGCUUACCGACGAUGUUUGGAAGCAGGUGGCAGAGCAGGUGGACCCCGAAGACCUCGAGGACGUCUUUGUCCUGGAGCGUGAAUCCGGCGAGCCGGACUCGGAGGGCCGUCUUACGACGCCCGCAAAGGUGCAGGAGGUAUCUGCCGAGCUUGAAGAGCAAUUGAAGGGUGUCUUGAAGGCGAUCAAGAAGGUCCGGGGCGAUCUCAUCCCCGACAAGAGGAAGCGCGACGAGGUUUACCAGCACGUCGUGGUGUCCACGCUGCAGAAGCUGCUGACGCAGUACCCGACAACGCCCGAAGAAGACGAGGCUUUGUUAGCGUCUGGGAAUUUGACGUCGCGGCAGAAGAUGGCCGUUGAGGUUAGGCUCGGCGAGAAGCGCCUCAUCAAGGAAGCGCUCCAGGUGGCGGGUCUUGGCGACAGCGGCGCCGCCGAAGAAGUUGCUGCGGACGAGGGGCAGGAGAGGUCGUCCAAGAGGGCGCGCACGGCGCAGUGA
Messenger RNA from Colletotrichum spaethianum, 1404 nucleotides. RefSeq names its product ribosomal lysine N-methyltransferase set10. Gene Ontology annotation, molecular function: protein-lysine N-methyltransferase activity; protein binding. The record is from RefSeq and is a predicted model, not a curated record. Gene Ontology annotation, biological process: peptidyl-lysine monomethylation. Gene Ontology annotation, cellular component: nucleus. Bases 1 to 1404 code for a protein of 467 amino acids. The transcript is spliced from 4 exons. Lineage: Eukaryota; Fungi; Ascomycota; Sordariomycetes; Glomerellales; Glomerellaceae.